Candidula unifasciata is the source of this 470-nucleotide messenger RNA. Lineage: Eukaryota; Metazoa; Mollusca; Gastropoda; Stylommatophora; Geomitridae. The record is from the annotation of a GenBank genome assembly.
GCAAAGUGAAAAGCAAGAUCAGACAUGGCAUUUUGCACAAGAUGGACCCAGAGGUCUAUGUGGAAGAGAGAAUACGUAAAGUGGCCAGGGAUAUCAGAGGCAGUGCAGAAAUCAUGGAAAGCAUUGUCACCGGAUACACAGAGUGGAUACAGCGCUGCGUCAGUUAUGCCACAAAGAGCAUCCCCAAGUUCAUUGAGGUCAACAACAAGCUGAUGGAUGAGAUCCGGGAGCACCGGUGCAACUUUCAGAGAGACAAGGAUCUCCUGAGACACGUCAUGGAUGAUCUGGAGCCUUGCAGGCACAAUCUUAGAGGCUACGGCUUGCUGUACAUGGAUGACAUUAAUGCUGAGAUGUUAGUGUUCAACGUCAGCCAGCGCAACAGUUCUGUGUUCGUACCCAGAGAUCUAGUUGCUGACUACAGACCAAACGAUGACUCGGGUUUUCUGGGCAGUGGCAGCAAACAGAGAAGU